Sorex fumeus (smoky shrew) is the source of this 1957-nucleotide messenger RNA. RefSeq names its product rhophilin Rho GTPase binding protein 1 (gene RHPN1). The coding region runs from base 108 to 1862 and encodes 584 amino acids. The transcript is spliced from 15 exons. Gene Ontology annotation, biological process: negative regulation of stress fiber assembly. Gene Ontology annotation, molecular function: protein binding. The record is from RefSeq and is a predicted model, not a curated record. Lineage: Eukaryota; Metazoa; Chordata; Mammalia; Eulipotyphla; Soricidae.
GCCACCCCGGGAACCCUCGGGAGCGGGAUCCGCGCGCCCGCCUCGAGUGGCCCGUCCCGCGGCCGGCCCGAGGGACCUGCAGCCAGCACUGUCGGACGCGGGCGACCAUGGUCCCGGGCGACAGCCCCGAGUGCCCCCGCGCCCGCGAGGACCGCGCCGCCCCGCAAGUGGCCGGCGGAGACAGCGAGAGCUGCAGGGCCCGCCUCCACCAGCUGAUCGCCAAGGAGGUGCGCAUCCGGGCGGGUGCUGAGAACCUGUACAGAGCCACCCGCAGCGCCCGGGUGAGGGAGAUGGUGGCCCUGGAGCUCUGUCGCAUCAACAGCGGCCUGCAGCUGCUCAGGGAGGAGCUGCAAGGGCUUGGCGGGGGCAGCGUGGACGGAAACCCGCCCGCCAGCGCCAGCGCCGACGUCCCCCUCAUCCCUCUGGGCCUGAAGGAGACCCGGAGGUUGGACUGGGCCCCAGCCCUAAAGGAGCUGAUCUCGGGGCACUUCGGGGAGGACAGCGCCUGCUAUGAGGCCGAGAUCCAAGAGCUGGACGAGCUGCGGCAGGCCACGCGGACCCCAAGCUGGAGCGAAGCCAGCGUGGAGGUGCUCGCAGCCUACUACACGCAGCUGGGCUUCCUGGACGCGCGCUUCUCGGCCCCCGGCCGGGGCCUGCGGCUGCUCUUCCACUGGUAUGACAGCAUCACGGGCGUCCCAGUCCAGCAGCGGGCCCUGGCCUUCGAGAAAGGCAGCGUCCUCUUCAACAUCGGGGCCCUUCACACCCAGAUCGGGGCGAGCCAGGACCGCACCUGCCUGGCCGGCACGGGCCGGGCUGUGGACGCCUUCCAGAAGGCCGCAGGGGCCUUCCGCCUUCUGCGAGAGAGCUUCUCCCACGCGCCCAGCCCGGACCUGAGCCCGCCCUGGCUCCUGGCACUGGAGCGGCUCAUGACAGCGCAGGCCCAGGAGUGCAUCUUCCAGGGGCUGUCCCUGCAGGCCCCCCACAGUGGCCCUGCCCAGCUGCUCCUGGCCCAGGAGGCCGCCCAGGUGGCCACCGAGUACCGGCUGGUGCAUGGGGCCAUGACCCAGCCAGCCCUCCGGGACCUCGUGCCGCUGGCCUGGGCUGCCCUAGCGCUGGUCAAGGCCGAGCACUUCCAGGCUCUGGCCCACUACCACGCCACCCUGGGCCUCUGCGAGGGGCCUGUGGCCCCCGCGGACCUGGAGCGCGUCUUCGCGGCCCCCGGAACUCCUGCGGCGGCGUCACCGGAGCCCGAGGAGCGCAGGAGGCUGGGCCAGGCCCACCUGAGGCGCGCCCUCCGGGGCCACGAGCGCGCCCUGCGGCUGCACGCGCGGGGCCGGGCGCUGCGCACGCUGGACCCGCUGCAGGCCGCGCUGACCCAGGCGCUGCGGCGGACGCUGGCCAAGUACUCGGAGCUGGACCGCGAGGAUGACUUCGGCGAGGCUGCGGAUGCCCCGGACAUCAGGCCUAAGACCCAGCAGCAGCUCGAGGUCACGACCCCCAGCUUCUCCCGGCCAGAGGCGGCUGACAUCUUCCGCAGGCUGGGGCCCCUGCCUGUGUUCUCAGCCAGGAACCAGUGGCGGCUGGUGGGGCCCGUGCAUGUGACGCCAGGAGAGGGUGGCUUCGGCUUCACGCUGCGGGGGGACGCGCCUGUCCUCAUAGCCGCCGUCAUUCCAGGGAGCCCGGCCGCGGCGGCCGGCCUGAAGGGUGGCGACUACAUCGUGUCUGUGAGGGGGCAGCCCUGCCGGUGGUGGCCGCGUGCAGAACUGGUGGCCCAGCUGAGGGGCGUCGGCGCCGAGGGCGUGAGCCUACAGGUGGCCACCCCGCUACCCAGCCCUGAGCCACCUGCCAUGGGGACCUGCUGAGGAGCCAGGCACCUGUGACACCAGCCCUGGACCGUGCCGACUGGAGCCACAGAGUCCAGAGGGACAGGACCCCACCUGUGCCGCUGGGGCUGGGG